Messenger RNA from Plenodomus lingam JN3, 1938 nucleotides. RefSeq lists its product as uncharacterized. The record is from RefSeq and is a predicted model, not a curated record. Lineage: Eukaryota; Fungi; Ascomycota; Dothideomycetes; Pleosporales; Leptosphaeriaceae. Gene Ontology annotation, molecular function: protein binding.
AUGGCGCACCAACAUGCACAUGCACAUAUCGUGCGCCGACAACGCUUUCAGGAGGAUCCCGACGAAGACUCGGACGACUCCAGGUCGUCCAUGCCGUCCAAUGAUGAUAGCACCCGUCUCUACACGCUGAUUCCACCUGUCGUACGCUCACGCCCACCUCCCAGCUUAUCGAGCGCAACCACCAAGACCAAGGAGAACGAGGAUGAACGGCCCACCAGAGCGCCCACAAGUACCAAGCAUGGCGUAUCAACAUCAAGGGCGAGGAAACCCUCAUCUACGACCUAUGAACGCAUCUCUACAACAAGCACCGACAGUGAUGCAGAGGAGACGGAGCCAACCUCUCUCAAGCAGGCGUCUGCCACGGAUUCUAUCAUGGUUGCAACCCAAGUGCCGAUACCUAGUGCCGCCUCUACCGCAACUGCAGGUAUCGCGUCUGUCACUGCCGCUGUAUCUGCUACUGCCUCUGCAGCAGCUGAUGCCGCGGAAGAGGGCAUGUCUGGAGGUGCAAAAGCUGGACUUGCUUUGGGGCUUUUGGUUGCAUUCUGCGCCAUACUCACCGGCAUCCUUCUCCUCUACCGUCGCAGGAAGAAGCAAAUGGCCGCUGCUCAGGCUGGGAACGAAAAGAUUGACCUCAACAAGGCUGUUCCCCCGCCACCUCAGAUUCACGUCGCGUCUGCGCCCAGCAUCCGCACUAAUCGCACAGCGUCCACGGCGCCACGUCUGAGUUUGCGCCCUGUCACUCAAUUCGACCCGACCUUCAACGACCAGAGCAAGAGCGGAGGCAACCUCAAUAUUGCAGCCGCUGGGGGUGUUACCGCUCAAGCACACCACCGCGGUCCAUCGGACGAACGUCCUACCAGCUCCUGGGAACGUCCAGGGGCCUCCAAUGCUCCCUCUGCCAACCCAUUCAACGACCCUGAAUCUCGCUCUGGGCCGCCUUCUGCGAAUCCUUUCGGUAAUAGCGCCGCUGUCGAUGCUAGCCAUACCAGUAUCCCUGACUCGCCGCCGAAUCAGUCGCCAUUGCAAUCUACAUUGCAAUCUACACAAUCGAGCAAGGACUUUGCCAAUCCAGGUCUUGCGAUUGCUACCGCAGAGUUGAGCGCAGGACCAGCGUCUUCGCCACCAAACGAGCUCCCUGUCCCACCUCCAAAACCUGGCAAUGGAUCGACUGCCCCGCCAAACCCAGCCUGGACCGAAGACUUGCCUGCGUCACCUGGACCAGCCCCAACUGGCGCUCUCCCUGUCGCAGGCGUCAUGGCUGGCGGUCGUCCUCAGAGCCCCGGCCCUGGUCCCGACAAUGUCCACCGUGUGCAGCUUGACUUUACGCCUUCGAUGCAAGAUGAACUUGACCUCCGCGCUGGUCAACUGGUCCGCAUGCUCCAUGAGUAUGAUGAUGGCUGGGCUCUCUGUAUUCGCUUAGACCGCUCGCAACAGGGUGUAGUCCCACGAACCUGCCUUUCCAAGUACCCUGUCAAACCCCGCACCGGUCCUCCUCGUCAAGGUUCUCCACCAGGUAUGCGCGGUCCACCCAUGCGCUCACCAAUGGGUCCUGGCGGUGUUCCUCAACCCCGUCCCCUGUCUCCAGGCAGCGGCCGUAACUCGCCCCAUCCACCCAGUGGACGCAACUCUCCAGGACCCCGUCAGAUGCAAAUGCAAAACCAGAUGCCAGCCCAGCACUUUGCGCAACAGGGCCCUCGCGGACGAUCCAACAGCAAUUCGCCGAAUCCACAGUUUAGUCAGCCUCGCCAGCGCUCCAACAGCAAUGGCCCGAUGGCGCCACCGCCGCAGAUGGAUGGUCGACCGAGGAGUAACUCUGCGAGCGAGGUUGGUGCAAGGAGGGGGCCGGCGCCAGGCAUGAGCCCGAUGAAUCCAAACGCAGGAAAUCCUAAUUCGCCACCGGUUGUGAAUCGCAAGCCGGUGCCUGGUAUGGCCAUUUAA